AUGGCCUUCUUUGCCAGCAUCUGUUCUUGUUAUACUACGCAGGGUAGAAAGAAGCAAAAAGAAUCAGAUUGUUCUCCUCCACCCCACCCAGAAAUACAGCCAUCCCAGCCGGCCAAUUAUAAUCGAUAUCAACCAUUCGUCGACGAAAAUGACCCAUAUCACUCAAGCCAGCCUCUUCCAAGAUAUACAGCACGCCCGAUCAGCAUUCAGGAAAAGACUUUAGCUAUUUCAGGACGCCAAUCUAUAUGUGAUCGCGAUUAUCCACGGGAUGAAAAGGGCCAAAUCCAGGCAAACCAGAACAUAUACAAUCGCCGAUCUCCCAAUAAUAUCGCAGAAGAUGACUCUUCCGACGCAUCAUCGCAGAUUUCCUUCCCCAGCAGUCUGGGGAAUACCUCGACUGCUACUGGCGAAACGCCCCCACCUCCAUAUUCUUACUGUUCGUCGGUAGCUCAAUCCCACCGAUCAAUGUCUAUAUCUAUUCCUACUACUAAUACUGGAACGGAAACUGACGCUUCUUCGAUGAUGCUACCUUCCCCGAUUGCUACACCACCCCCUGUAUUCUGUCGGGACCACACAGGUAGUUCUCGGCGCUCAUAUGAGAGUGGAAGAAGCAGAAAGGAUUCAACUUUACCGAAUUAUGAACGGAGCUAA
This is a messenger RNA of Microsporum canis CBS 113480, 651 nucleotides long. RefSeq lists its product as hypothetical. Lineage: Eukaryota; Fungi; Ascomycota; Eurotiomycetes; Onygenales; Arthrodermataceae. The transcript has a single exon. The record is from RefSeq and is a predicted model, not a curated record. The coding region runs from base 1 to 651 and encodes 216 amino acids.